UCCGAUUCUCUCUUCCAAAUUCAAUAUUAUGCUACCUGUUCAAAAACUCGUAGAAAUUUCUAUAUCCGGUGCUCCUCCCCGCCCCCGGUGAAAGUGACAAAAACUCCCACUUAAAACACAAUAAUCAAAUUCAAAUCCUGUUAAUUCUUUAUUUAGAAAUGGAUUUUUCUUCUUCGUUUAAAAAUUCAUUGAAAUCCCAUGGUUCAUGUAAGCAUACGCGAAGAAUUUCUGUAGGUAAUGCCAAAGAAGACAUGAACGCCGAGCAACAGCCUAUUCUUUCCGAUCAUCGACGGGAUUCAUCCUCCGCCGCCGCCGUAGACAGCCACCAUCUGUCUCGAUCGUCUCUCGAUUUGGCCGACCGCCGGGAAGUCAUAGUGAAAAUCGAUGGCGGAGAUCGAAACGCCAGCGUCACCCCUACCCUCACCCCAAAUAGGCGGGAAUCAAGCUUGGAUUUUUGGAGAGACGAGGGAAACUGCAGCAUGCAAAAAGGAUCAUUCGAUUUCCAACGUGGAGAUGGAGAUGGAAAGGACGUGGUUGAAGAUCCGCCCUCGAAAUUGAUCGGCCAAUUCUUGAAUAAGCAAAGGGCGGCCGGCGGAGAAUUAUUGUUGGAUAUGGAAUUGGAAAUGGAUGAAUUACGACAUGAUCGUCGUAAAACUAGUAGUAUUGAUAAUGUUCCUCGUUUUUCAAUGUCCAAGGAGCUGAAGGUUUCAUUCCAAUCCCCUUCCGUGAAUAACAGUACUAGUAGUAAUAUUGUGAUCGAUGAUAAAAAACAUAGUACAGAUGAGGAUGAAUCUUUUUCCGAAGAAGAAGAUGACGGACAUGAUAAUCAGAAACUUUAUAAUCGAAGGCCACUGUCGAACAUCAAGAUGGAAGGAAGUAUUCAUAAUGGCAUUUGUGACGAUGGACAGGUUUUGAGGUGCACGCCGAUUCAGAGGAGGGCUAGUGUGUUAGGAAGGUUGAAGACUAAGUCGAGGUUGAUGGACCCGCCCAUGGUGCCAGAGAGAAGGUCAGGGAAGAUAAAAUCUGAUCCACUUCGUUCGGGGUUAUUGGGAAGGGUAUCGGGAAUGAUUUCGAAACCAGCAGAGGAAGAAGAGGAUGAUUCAUUAUUUGAUGAAGAUUUUCCUGAUGAGUAUAAGAGGGCAAAGUGUGAUGCACUAACUUUGGCACAAUGGAUUGGUCUUAUUUUGAUUGUGACAUCUUUAUCUUGUACUCUGUCUAUUUCUAAGUGGAAAAGUAAACAACUUAGAGGGCUUAGAUUGUGGAAAUGGGAGGUAUUGGUUCUUGUUUUAAUUUGUGGGAGAUUGGUAUCAGGAUGGGCUAUUAAGAUAGUCGUUUUCUUUAUCGAGAGGAAUUUUUUUAUGCGAAAACGGAUUUUAUAUUUCGUUUAUGGAAUUAGGAAGGCUGUUCAGAAUUGUAUUUGGCUGGGAUUGGUUUUACUUGCUUGGCAUUAUAUGUUUGAUAAGAAAGUUGAAGGGAAUAAUGAGUUCCUUACAUAUGUUAACAAGUUGAUGGUGUGCAUGUUGGUGGGAACAUUGUUAUGGCUAGGGAAAACACUUAUGGUUAAAGUUCUAGCAUCUUCAUUUCAUGUCAGCACUUUUUUUGAUAGAAUUCAGGAAUCACUGUUCAAUCAAUUUGUGAUUGAGAAGUUGUCUGGGCCGCCUUUGAUUGAAAGACAGAAUCAAAAGGAGGAAGAAGAGAGGACUGUGGCCGAGAUUUGGCGGCUUCAGAAUGCAGGGGCGACUCUACGCCCUGAACUCAGACCACAUGCUAUUCAGGAUGCUAGGAGUGGUAAUACAAUGGGAGCAGGAGGCGGAGGAGGACUAAGCUUCAAGAUAUCUGGACCGUUGCCUAAGACUAAUCAAGAUGAUCAGGGCAUAUCUAUUGAUCGCUUGCACAAGUUAAAUCCUAAGAAUGUGUCGGCUUGGAAUAUGAAAAGGUUGAUGAAUGUAGCCAAGAAUGGGGUUCUUUCUACCUUGGACGAGCAGGUUAUUGAUAGCUCACAAGGCGAAGAGGCUUCUACCCAGAUUGGAAGUGAAAGAGAGGCCAAAUGUUCAGCAAGGAAGAUAUUCAGGAAUGUUGCUCAACCUAGGGCCAAAUUCAUCUACCUUGAGGACUUAAUGCGUUUCUUGCGAGAAGAGGAGGCUUUGAAAACCAUGAACCUUGUGGAAGGAUCACCUGAAAGUGAAAAAAUCAGCAAAGGAUGCCUGAAGAACUGGGUGGUUAAUGCAUUCAGAGAACGAAGAGCUCUUGCCUUGACACUUAAUGAUACAAAAACAGCUGUCAAAAAACUUCACCAAAUGGUGAAUGUGAUAGUUGGUAUCGUCAUCUUGAUCAUUUGUCUAGUAAUACUAGAAAUUGCAACGAGCAAGUUUCUGCUCUUUUUAAGCUCUCAAAUAGUCGUUGUGGCAUUUAUAUUCGGUAAUACAUGCAAGACAGUAUUUGAAGCUAUCAUAUUUGUAUUUGUAAUGCAUCCUUUUGAUGUGGGUGAUCGAUGUGAGGUGGAAGGAGUUCAGAUGAUUGUCGAAGAAAUGAACAUCUUAACUACCCUUUUUUUGAGAUUCGACAAUCUGAAGGUAUUAUAUCCAAACAGUACCCUUGCAACCAAACCUAUCAGUAACUUCUAUCGCAGUCCUGAUAUGGGUGAUUCCAUUGAUUUCUAUGUGCAUAUUGCUACACCAGCAGAGAAAAUUGCUAUCAUGAAGCAGAGAGUAGUGAAUUAUAUUGAGAAUAAGAAAGAUUAUUGGUACCCAUCACCGUCAGUUGUGUUGAUGAAUAUUGAAGAUUUGAACAAAUUGAGACUCUGUGUAUGGAUAAGACACAGAAUGAACCACCAAGAUAUGGGGGAAAAGUGGCAAAGGCGAGCCCUUUUGGUUGACGAAAUGGUUAAAAUUUUCAAAGAACUAGACAUUGAGUAUCGUUUGUACCCUCUCGACAUCAACAUUCGUGCAAUGCCUCCUAUGAACUCCACCAGACAUCCUUCAACACCAGAAUCCAAGCAAUUGAAUUGAAAUUGUUGAUGAAUGCCGCUGUUAAGAGUAUGUUUGCCGGGAUAUAAUAAGAUUUUAGUUUCGUUUUCUUCUCUUGUGCAAUACUGUACAAUCCACUCUGUGAACCGAACCAUUGAGGUUCUAUUUUGCACAAUCCCUUCUGCCUUUGAAGGCUGCAGCAUAUGUGAGAGUUUGUAAAUUGACGAAACAAGGGAGAUUUUUCCUUUCCUCCUAUCUACAAGUUGAUGAUUUUGCAUUGCA
Messenger RNA from Olea europaea var. sylvestris, 3248 nucleotides. Its product is annotated as mechanosensitive ion channel protein 6-like. Lineage: Eukaryota; Viridiplantae; Streptophyta; Magnoliopsida; Lamiales; Oleaceae. The transcript is spliced from 5 exons. The record is from RefSeq and is a predicted model, not a curated record. Gene Ontology annotation, biological process: transmembrane transport; monoatomic anion transport. Gene Ontology annotation, molecular function: mechanosensitive monoatomic ion channel activity. The coding region runs from base 159 to 3008 and encodes 949 amino acids. Gene Ontology annotation, cellular component: plasma membrane.